GAGGCGCUAGAAGUGUGUAAUUCUAGCCUCAGUAGUACGUUAGAUACGCGAACCGAGGUGUAAUUCUGAAUAAUUGGUAUUAUCACAUACGAGCAGAGAUACACAACACCCGAUCAAAGCGAUCCCAAUUCUGAACGCCUGAGAGAUGUAUUGCAUUGAAGUAUCAAAAGUGUUUCCACCAUUCUGCUCUGCUUGGUUCAGAGAUAAGGAAAUUCGUGUUUUGAAUUCUGACCCUGUGCUGUGAAUGGCCCAAGUGUUUGCAAUUUCAGCUACACCAGAGACACACUCUGCCUAUAUUCAAGUGUUAAUAAUUUGUGGACCAUCCUCGGAAAACUUAGGGAUUCGAGCUCCAAAGUAUUUCCAACUCUAGUGAUUUUCAAUUACAGCAUUCUGAUCUGAAUGCUUCAGACGUUCGUGUUGGAACAUCCAAAUUCCAAUAGUUUAAAUGUUGUUUUCAAAUUCCAGUAAUAUCAAAGAUUCCUACAUGUUCUGAACGCUUCAGAGAUACGUAUUAAAGAACCAAAGCGUUUUCAGCUUUGGCUGUUCUGAUCGGGGUGCGUUCAGAGAUGCACGUUGCAGAACUGAAGUGAUGCCAAUUGUAUUAUUUUGCUGUGGAUGCUUCAGAGAAGUGGAAACGACUGCUUUCAAUUAUAGCAUUCUGCUCUGGACGCUGCAGAUACUCGGGUUGAAGCAUUCGAUAGUUAAAAUUCAAGCUAUUCCUCAAAAGCUUCAGAGAAUCAACCAAGUGUUUUCAAUACCAGCGACAUCAGAGAUACGACCAACAAGAUUUACGGUAUUCUAAUUCUAGCCUCAUGAUCUCAAUACCUCAGAGCUGUGGUACGUGUUGCAGUGGAUUGGAGGUCUCUUCCCGCUUCAUCUACCCACCGGCACUGGUCUGCCCGUUGCAAUCCGACACCGAAGUUUGCGCGCUUUCCGACGCUCGCAACGCCGAAAAGGACAAUCCGGCUCGAAGGACCAAACACAGCUCGAACGUGCAGAAGCCGUUUGGCUAUAAACAACUACAAAAAACACACACACCACGUUGCUAGCUAACGCAGCGACAACUCGGACCCGAAUAUUACCGAACGAACGCCAAACGCCCAACAAAAAAAAAAAAAACAACAAAAAUCGACAAGGCACAACCAUAGAGCCCUUUACCAAAAAAAAGGCAAAGAAAAGCCGAAGCAACAUCAGGCAAACGCAAUGAACACGCGGCGGCAGCCGAAGGAGGGGGCCGGCCCGGGGCGGAGCGCGCUGGCGGCCGCGUUCACCAGCAACACGAAGGGUGGGGCAAUGAUAAUGAAAAGCGUUUCCAUCUUUCUGGCCAGUGGCAGGCGAGCUUCGGCCCAGUCGAGAGAUCCGGCCGGGAGCAGCAACGGUACCGCAGCGCAGCCGACCGGCGGUUCGCAGCAGGCGAAGGAGCACCAGGGCGCAGCAGCCGGCACCGGGCGGACGACGAUCUCGCGCGACAACCGACGCAUCCUCGCCAGGAUGGAUGAGCUGAACGGCAAGCUCAACCCGAAGAUGCUGGAGAUGUACAAGCGGCGGACGCACUUUUCCAAGGUGGAGGUGGAGGCACUGUGCAAGAUCUAUCGCAAGCUGGUCGCAAACGCCAGCAUGAACUCGAAGGCACUAGCCGCCAGCAACCCGGGCGUAAUUGCUAAGGCCGGCUCCUCAAUGGACGGCAUCGACCGGUCGGUCUUUCGCGAGCUGCUCCACAGCACGUUCGACAUCGUGACGGAGGAGACGCUGAUGGAGCGCAUCUUCUGCGCAUGGGAGAAGGGCUACGAAGGUUUGCCGAUCCGGCUCGAGGGCUGGCUGAUGGGGCUGUCCACCUUUCUCAAGGGUUCGCAGGCGGAGAAGACCGCGUUCUGCUUCCGCGUGUACGACCUGAACAGCGACGGGUUCAUCACGAAGGACGAGAUGUUCGCGCUACUGCGCAACUGUCUGAUCAAGCAGCCGCAGGACGAGGACCCGGAUGAGGGCGUCAAGGAUCUGGUCGAGAUUGCGCUGCGCAAGCUGGACAUGGAUAAGGAUGGCAAGAUUUCCUUCCAGGACUACCAGGAAGCGAUUGCGGAGGAACCGCUACUGCUGGAGGCGUUCGGCCAGUGUCUGCCCUCGGACCGGGCGACCAUGUCCUUCCUAUCGACACUGCAAGCGUAAUUGUUACCCUUCAUUACUACUCGUUUUCACGCUAUCUUUCUUUACUGUUCGACUCAUGCAGCUAACGAACCUAACGAGCACUUUCUAGUGGCUGGUUGGGGGGGUGUGACCCCAACUCACCUGCCGAGGAAUACUCACUCUCCUCCUAGUAGUACUAUCAAACUUCUGGGAGGGGCGAAGGUAUCCCAUUGCCUCUUUCCUCAAAUCCCAACCAAACAAACAAACGUAAGACGCAGGCUUCCCAUUCCAAUGCCCCCUCCAGAACGGAUCGAGCCAAGAGGACUCCAACUAAUGUUACCGACGGAAAGGCCCACUUCAAACAUCUCCAAGGAAUACUUCUGCGUAAGCAAACCACUUCGAACAAAGGCACAGACCUCCGACGGUGACGGUUUGUGCGAUUUUCGUCUUAUCAUCAUCACCUUCCGCCUACCCACCGACGGAAACCUGCACCAGCUGCACGGAGUUGAAGAGGAGUGAGAAAAGGAAGGAAAAACAGGUCAGCCAUCCGUCCACCGCCUGACCUUGCCAUCCGUGCGCCGUCAGCACAGUCGUCACCGCAAAAGUUAUGAUGCGCAUCGCCGCAUCGGCCGCACCUAAAAUCGAAGGUCACACAUGGUUUGGUUAGGCCUGGGGAGGGUAGGAGUCAAGGAGCCCGGAGGUUCCGUAUCCGGAAAACGUUCCGGUUGUUUUGAUUUUGCACUGUUUGCCAAUUUGAAAAACAUACUAUUUGCUACAUACGCAUGACGCACAUGAAUGCCUUGGAAGCAAAAACAAAAAGCUUUCGACUUCGACGCGAUAGAGGUAGAUUUCUAACGUUGCUUAGGCAGACGGGUGGGCCCAGGGACAGGGCCAGACAGCGCAGGCAGCUCAACUAGGCUGUCAAGCAAUUAGCGAAAACGCCAAAUUAGAAAACUCACUAGAUGCAGGUACGACGGGUAACAGUAUCCUAGGUCAAGCCUUACGCCUAUAUAGCGAAACUCCAACCAGCAAGUUGGGGUUAUGUUUUGUUUUUGAUGUACGAAAGAGACCAACCGCAAACUUUACAACAUGAGCAGAACUAUAUUAGUGAACGAAUUAACGAAAGAAAGCUAUUUAUCUAGUCGUAAGUACCGGUUAGGUCCGUUUUGACAGGUUGCAAUAUUUUAUAGUGAUUUGUAGAAUGAGAAUGUGUUAACUUCCGAAUGCUUGCUGGACUUUAGAUUGUUUGAGUUUUCAUAGCAAUAGAGCAAACCGAGAGAGAGAGAGAGAGAGAGAAAGAGAGAGAGAGAGAGAGAGAGAGAGUGAAGUGUUACAAAUAAAUUAAUUUGAGGUGUUAUUAGCAUUA
Molecule: messenger RNA, 3487 nt
Organism: Anopheles gambiae (African malaria mosquito)
Lineage: Eukaryota; Metazoa; Arthropoda; Insecta; Diptera; Culicidae
Product: calaxin
Exons: 6
Coding region: 1204-2163 (319 amino acids)
Molecular function (GO): calcium ion binding
Source: RefSeq, a predicted model, not a curated record